Xiphias gladius (swordfish) is the source of this 2891-nucleotide messenger RNA. RefSeq names its product unc-119 homolog b (C. elegans) (gene unc119a2). The coding region runs from base 1 to 771 and encodes 256 amino acids. Gene Ontology annotation, cellular component: intercellular bridge; spindle midzone; spindle pole. The record is from RefSeq and is a predicted model, not a curated record. Gene Ontology annotation, biological process: negative regulation of caveolin-mediated endocytosis; negative regulation of clathrin-dependent endocytosis; visual perception. Gene Ontology annotation, molecular function: lipid binding. Lineage: Eukaryota; Metazoa; Chordata; Actinopteri; Istiophoriformes; Xiphiidae. The transcript has 5 exons.
AUGAGCUAUUCUUGUACCAGCAGGGGCAACAGCCAGGACCCAUCAAGCGCUAAGAAGCCUGCCGGUGAUAAUCCGGGCAGAGACACCGGAGGCACGGACGGCAGCGCAGACAGCAGCAGUAACGGCAGCCCGAGGCAAGCGGCGGGGAUGAAAGUGAAGAAAGGAUGCAACUCGACCGACGUGGGGGUCCCGGCGACCACGGAAGAGGACCUGCUCGCCAACGCCGUGAUCACUCCGGAGGAUGUUCUGGGCUUGCAGAAGAUCACAGAGAAUUACCUGUGCAGCCCGGACGAGAACAUUUACAACAUCGACUUCACCAGGUUCAAGAUCAGAGACAUGGAGACCGGCACGGUGCUGUUUGAAAUCACCAAACCUCCAUCCACAGAUAAAGCCGGGGAGAAGAGGGACAUUGACCCGAACGCCGGCCGGUUUGUCCGUUACCAGUUCACCCCGGCUUUCCUCCGGCUGCGGCAAGUUGGAGCCACCGUUGAGUUCACGGUCGGAAACAUGCCCAUAGAAAACUUCAGGAUGAUCGAGAGACAUUAUUUUCGAGAGAAGUUGCUCAAGAGUUUUGACUUUGAGUUCGGCUUCUGCAUGCCCAGCAGCAAGAACACCUGCGAACACAUCUACGAAUUCCCGCCCCUGUCUGAGGACAUCAUCAGAGAGAUGAUCCUGCACCCGUAUGAGACGCAGUCCGACAGCUUCUACUUUGUGGACAAUAAGCUGGUGAUGCACAACAAGGCAGACUACUCAUACAACGGCGGGACGUAGAGAUGACACACCACCAAGAGAGACGGGUGGAUUUACGGACUGGCCUGAGGGACGAUCAGAAUACGCUGGUGGGGUUAACAUCCUGUCAAUCCAGUACUCUCUCUCUCUCUCUCUCUCUCUCUCUCUAUUUCUUUCUCCCAAUGAGAGAUGCCAUCCAGAAAACGCCCAUACAGAUGUAUCAGUUAUAAUCUGUGUGUGUGUGUGUGUGUGUGUGUGUGGGUAAGCAUGUGUAAGUUUGCCAAAGCUUAACAAGAAGCCACAUACACACAAACACACACAUGGACACACAGUUCACAGCUUGGGGUGGCGUUGCUGUAACAAAGUGUGUUUGUGACAUGAUAAACCAGCAGGUGAGCCACUUUUUAGGAAAUAUCAGAUGGUUUUUGCUCUCUAGCCACAUCCUGAGGUGAAAAAAUAAAAAAACUCUGUAUCUUCAAAUACUGAUAGAAAUUAUUUUUUUCAUUCCUGUACAUGUUAGGAACAAAUCUUGCAUCUAAAAACGUGUGUUUUUAGGACUUAAAUACCAGUUUUGGGGAAAUUAUUUCUCAGAUUAAGUGAGUGUGUGUGUGUGUGCGUGCGUGCGUGUGCGUGUGUGUGUUUGUGUGUGUACCCUUGCUUUCCCGAGCGUGUGUGUUUCUGUACUUUGUAUGAUUGUCUGUGCUGUGUGUGUCUGCGUGUCUGUACGUGUGCCGGUUUGAAGCAUGACUACUGGUCUGGUAGAAAAUUAUGAAUUUAAAUGUCAGUGAUGUUGUCAUCUGGUUCAAAAAGGUCAAAUAGAUUUCCAAAAAACCUGUUAGCACAUUUUCUACACAGUAGACAGUAGUUAGUCAUUUAGAAUUGAUCAGACCUAUUUCCUCUUUAUUUAACCCUUUGUUCCUUCUUUAUCUCUCGAGUUGUGUGAUCUGUAUUAACUGUAGGGCAUAUGUGUUUAUUGUCUUUGCUCAAAGCACAACAUCUCUGCAGAGCCAACAAUGAGGAAACAUGAGCUGAUCUGACCAUAAACGUACUUUGCCAUCUCUGUACCAGCUGUACUUUUCCAGCCUCGUGUCGCUUUGUUUAGGUGAUAAAGAAGUUGUUAAAAAACUUUGUCAAGUUGCACUCUAUUUGUCCAAGUGACAGUUUUUUUCUGUUUGGGAACUCUUCAUACGAGAAGAAGAGGAAAGCUUGGAUUUACAAAUGAUGAUAUUUUUUCAGUCAGAAAGGAGGAAGAUUGGGGAAUGUAGCAGAAGUCAAGAACAAAUCACCCUUAAAUCUUGUUUUCGUUUGUGUGUGAUCUAAUGUUUCUGUUUCUGCAGCAACCCUUUUCAUGACUCACAUAUCCAUUUUCUCAUUUUUUUGUGUUGUUUCUCUGUUACCUGAUUUCUGCCUCUUACUAAUUUCAUAUCUCAACAUUUUCCUUCUGAAAGGCUCCGGUCAGUUGGGACCUGAGUGUGUUGAUCUGUUAUUUGAGGGCAAUUAUUACACAGAUCACACAGACAAUCAGUAACUGAACUGGCUUGGGAUGCCUCUAAAUUGUAAUAUGCACGUUCGGUUUUCUCUCUGUCUGUGCUGAGACACAACCUGAGUCAAAUAGUAUCCAACUAGUUCUCUGUCCUUUUUUUCCAGCAUAUCUGCACAUGCUUUCUGGCUUCAUACACUUGAAAAUCAGUUUAGUUUCUGUGUUUGAUGACUUAAGUGAUUCUACUACAGUUGCAGUAAACUCCACCCAUCUGUUAUCGCAAGUGUGUUCAAACAAGCACUGCAAAUCAUUCGCAAAAAACAUCGGUACUACUUACAGACCUGGCUGUAAUGGAAAUUACUUGAACGCACAGGUUUGAUUCAAAUUGCCAGAUUGAUUAAAAUCUGAAUGACUUUGGUGUUUUUUGGGCCCGUACAAGUUGCUGAUUGUGAGUUACACGGAAUUAAGGUUGAGGGACAAAGUAGCAAAUGUGCUAAAAGUAGUGAAAUGGACAGGAGGGGCCUCGGAUUGACUCAGAUUGACUUGAAUGUUAUGUCAAAAAUGUAACAGAUAUGUAGAGCAGAUUUAUUUAUGACUGAUUGUGACUGGUGUACAAAUUAUUUUAAACGGAUGUAAAAGUUUUUGACAAUUCAAAUGUUGGCGCGACUGAACAAAAGAAAAA